Molecule: messenger RNA, 882 nt
Organism: Bursaphelenchus xylophilus (pine wood nematode)
Lineage: Eukaryota; Metazoa; Nematoda; Chromadorea; Rhabditida; Aphelenchoididae
Source: the annotation of a GenBank genome assembly
AUGAACGCGGAUACCGAGGAUACGAUCAUUCCCUUGCCCGGUUCCUCUCGCCGUCUCAGCCAAUCCUCAGGUAACCAGAAUUCCCAUUAAUCGUAUCAUCCCUGAAUAUCCUCUUAAUGAGAACCCUGUCUAAUAUAUUGGUGUUAUGAGACCAGAGUUCCCUCUCACAAUCGGGUUAACCCAAUUUGUGUUUACUUCUUUGCUCAGACAUUUCAUUUCCCGUUUUCUCGCCCUGCUGGCCAUUUCCCAGUCAUUCCUCCAAUCUCGGCCAUGUUCAGUCGGCGAGCCGCCUCAAGUCCUCAAACCGUGGUUUCAGACUCGACCUAUCGUCGAGAUCCCUUUAACAAGCCGGAGCAUGUCAACACUCUCCGCGGGAAAGAGUUGUGUCUAUUUGUUUUCAUCUACGUGAUUGCGGUCAUCUUCAUCAUGGCCGUCUUCGAGAGUAUCAUGCCGGUAAUGUUCGAGAGGAAAUGGUUUUCGAAUGGUGGGUUUGGGUUGGUGAAAUAUGAUACGGAACUGCUUCCUUCAUCAGGGAUCCUGUUUGACCCGAAAUUCGCGUUUUACAGUAUUACUAUUUUAUGUAACAUGUAUCCCCAUAUACUUUUUUUAUUUUGCGUCAAGCCCAUAUCAAAGCUUUCGUUUGGAAAAUAUUUUUUAAGGAGUGCACCCUCGCGUGAAAAGACAUAUUCGUUUUGGUAUGACAAUUUACGAUGCAGAGUCCCAGAGUGACAGUGACAUAAUACCAGAUGGCAUAAACAAAUCCCUGUCUAGAAUUGCGCAUAUUUCUUCGUAUAAAUAUUCCAUCGGUUUGAUGCAGACAGAAACUUAAUUAGAGCUUUAGGCGAUGACGAAGAGAUCGAAAAUGCCACGACAACCAAAUGA